UGUCAGUGCCCGUCGUCGAUUUUCACGCUGUUAAAUCCCGUCGUAUUGUUUUUACCCUGUUUUCCACAAAGGAUGCGAGUGUGUGUGAUAUCCCCUGUGGUGUGACCCCAGGAAGUCUAGGAAGUGCGGGAGGAGAGAGUCGGUGUAAGCGAGUACAGGGCUGGGGCCGACCUCCCUAAUCGCUGUGAAGUGUGUGAGUGCUACGCGAAUCCUUCGGAUUUCAGUUAGGAUAUCUAAUGUAUAAGUCCCGGAGGUCUUUUGGUGGCCCUAGAGGUAUCCUAAGGUUCCAGGGGUGCCCUAGUGAACAUUGAUGUAAUGUGAUUGUCCUUCCAGACCAUGGUGGACCCUAGGUCCCUGGCCUAGGGUGUGAUGACGUCGGACAUCCGUCAUGUCAUCUUCCACCCGACACAACCUCGACUGUCUUGAGGAACCGUCCAACGUUUCUGGAAACCAGAGUCGUGCGAAAGGAUCUAAACAUAAGAAGCGUUCCGGUGGUAGCCUGUCUGACAGUUCUGGCAGUGUCAUUCGACAGGAGUCAUCACCGACUUUGACGCUCAUAUCGUCAAAGGGCUCAGCAGAUUCUAACUACUCGCAGCCUUCAUCUGACUUGUCGCUGGACGAGGAGAAGGAGACCCUGAGGAGGGAGAAGGAGCGGCAAGCCCUCAGCCAGCUGGAGAAAGCAAGGUCUAAACCUGUGGCAUUUGCGGUGAGGACGAACGUAUGUUACGACGGAUCACUGGACGAUGAUUCUCCUGUACACGGCAGUGCCGUCUCCUUUGACAUUCGUGACUUUCUCCACAUCAAGGAAAAAUACGACAACAAUUGGUGGAUUGGGAGACUGGUAAAGGAGGGCUGUGACGUCGGCUUCAUCCCCUCGCCAGCCAAACUAGAAAAUCUACGACUUCAACAAACACAAGCACGAAACUCCAAGCUCUACUCUUCCAAGACUUCGUCGUCCAGUAACCUAGGUGCGCUUGCCAACGAUGUGCUCUCUACGUCAAAAAGCGCCAACUCUCGAGGUUCAACCCCCCCCACACCUGGUGAGGACUCGGAUUCACUGGGAAACGCCAGACUUGCUGGUAAGACGACGCUCACUACCCCACCUGCCAAGGAGAAGCGGAAACCGUUCUUCAAGAAGCAAGAGACAACAACGCCUUACGACGUGGUGCCGUCGAUGCGACCUGUGGUGCUCGUGGGACCUUCACUCAAGGGUUACGAAGUCACGGACAUGAUGCAAAAGGCACUCUUCGACUUCCUCAAGCACAGGUUUGAGGGCAGGAUCAUCAUAACACGGGUGAUGGCGGAUAUCUCGCUUGCCAAACGAUCUCUGCUCAACAACCCUUCCAAACGAGCGAUCAUGGAGCGAUCAAACUCUCGGUCGACGUGCCUCGCUGAAGUACAGGCGGAGAUUGAGAGGAUAUUUGAGCUAGCACGAACUCUCCAGUUGGUGGUCCUGGACUGUGACACGAUCAAUCAUCCGUCGCAGCUGGCCAAGACCUCGCUGGCGCCCACCGUAGUCUACCUCAAAAUAUCCUCGCCCAAGGUGUUACAAAGGCUGAUCAAGUCGAGAGGCAAGUCUCAAGCAAGGCAUCUCAACGUGCAGAUGGUAGCUGCUGAGAAGCUGGCACAGUGUCCUCCGGAGAUGUUCGAUGUGAUACUAGACGAGAACCAGCUGGAGGACGCAUGCGAGCACAUUGCAGAAUACCUGGAGGCGUAUUGGCGAGCAACCCAUCCACCCGUCAACACACCCGCAGCACCCGUACCACGCCCCAUGCACCCACCUUCGCCCUCGGGCGCCGACCAUGCUGGCAACAUUGUCAGAGUCAACUCUACACCCCCAGGUGUCCAUCCACAUGACGAUUACGGGUACUGUGGUACACGAGGUGAUAUAGGAAUGUACCACCCGCCGCACCGAGGACGGUCCAGAAUUGACAGAGAGAGAGAUUACGAAGAUUACGGCGGAGGAGCACCGCGGGACAUGCACUACGGGCCUCCUCAUAGCCAUGCUCAUCCCCACCACUACGGGGGCCAACAUCGUGGCCCACCACAGCCUGACGACAGAUACCACCCUCGCCACGAGCCUCACCCAGACGAUUACCCUUCCCCCCACAGAGCUUCCUCUCGCCGGACCCUCAACGCUAUUUAAUACUGACGCGACAACUUAGGUACAAAUAUAAUUUACAAUUUCUGUAAAUAUGCUUGUAAAGGCAGACUGGUUUUCCUCGGUUUGUUUUCUGACUAUGAGGGAAAGUGUGAAUUGCGUCUAGGAGAAGUUAUAUUUAUGUUUUAUCGUCUUUCAAGCAAUGAUUUAUGAAGUUUAUCCCUGUAGUUUUAGGGUUACUUGUAGGCCUCAUGCAAAUGGUUGAAUUCGUUUGAAUUGAGACCAGUGCAUGGCCAAUUCACGACUAUGAAUUUCUUUUAUUGAGUCUAAGGAUAAUUUUAAGGGAAAUAUGGUUAUGUUUUGCAAAGUUCAGUACUAGUUACAAAAAAAUGGGGCUUUAACACUAGAAUGAUGCAAUGUCUUUUGAUUGCAUGAUGGAAACUCAAAUCCUUUGGAAGAGAACUGAAAAUGUAUUUCCAACAUUAGUUUUAGUAAUAAAUAUGGUUCAGUGAACUAUUUUAUUCCGUUUUUAAUUAUUAUGCUCAAAAUUAAAGACAAAUUAAAAUUACUGAAUGUUUUUGUUCAUUUACAGAUUGAAUUAUCUCUCAAGGCUGCUUAAACCUAUACAAUAUAUUUAUAGCUAGUUUAAUACGUUCUUUUAAAAAUCAGCCUCUUUGUAUAGUGAGUGUGGAUUGUAGAAGACUCCGAAAGAAUGAAUUUUAGAAGAACAAACUAAAUAUUUUGCAAAUGAAGUUUAGCGUAGCAAAAAUGAUAAUUUUAAGACCAUUUCAAAAUUCAUCCAACAUUGAAAUUAUUAUUAACAGUUUUUUUUACUUAUGUAUGUGAUGAAACAUUUUUUUCACUAGCACAUGCAAACUUGAAUCGUCUGCGAUAAAACAAAACGUAAUGUAUCAAAACUAUUUCCAAGAAAACAUAAUCAUAUUUCCUACUAAGUUUCGUAGGGUAUGGCAAUAUGUAAACUGUUGUCACUCAAGCGAGACAGUUUCCGAAUGUACAAAUUGGACCAAGUCCUUAAGUUGUUAGAUUGUACUCCCAGUUAAGUUGAGUGUUCGCUUUCCUGUUGUCUUGUUUAAGGUUAAGUUCCGAUGUAGUGUUGAGUGUGACAGACGAUGUUUACCUGAAUAAUAAUUGUGCCUCUACAAUAACUUAAUGGCAUGUUUUCAUGCCAUAUGUCUAUCUACCAGUGUUGUUUUGUUUUCGUUUUAAGUAAAGUGAUAAAAUGUGUGUUACUGGUUUUAUGGUAUUCUGAGUGAAACUUUAAGUCAACCGAAGGUAAAAAUUGCCUGGAUUUAAGUUUUUAUUUUGAAUCAAUUCGAGAAAUAUCAUUCUCAAACUUGUAUACAGUUUAGAAUGGUGCCUUUGGCAGAAUUUAAUGCGGUAAGAAACCAAUAAGAUUUCAAAAUCAGUAACUUUACUGUACAGAAUAAUAAAACCAGUUGAACUCAUGCUUUUGUAAAUGACACAGAACGCCACUGGUAGAAAUGUAUGGAAAUUAAACUAACAUGUGAUCAGUGUUGUACAGUAAUGAGUCACGCGAGAGCCGAGAGCUAGCUUUAAGACUGUUGUACCCUCUUAACGGUCUCCUGAUUUGUAUGGUUUUAAUGUCUCCAUUUGAUGAGUGAAUCGUUUUCUAUUGCCAAAGGAAUUAUAUUAAUAUAAGUAUAUUAUACGCAUCAAUCACUCAUUAUAAAUAAUCUCAUCGCCAUGAAAAGACAUUUUUUAAAUCUUACGAUCAUUGUACAUGGAAACUAAUACGAUAUUUUAACAUUUCUUUUGUCCUCGUCGAUGGAUUUCGCUUUGACACAGUUAACUUUGGCUGCGUUUCACAUUAAUAUCCGAUUCCCCUUCCUCGUAGGUAUCUAAUGUUACUUCGACAGUUCACUAGCGACCUUUGGUUUUUGUGAUAAAGUCUGUAUUUUUUAAACGACUUUGUAGAGUAAGCGUCAAACUGCAGAACGCUGCUGAAUGCUUUAUCUUAUUAUCAUAGAAUUAGCUUGGCAAAAAUUGAUAAUUUUAUUUAAGCUAAAGGUAAAUCUUCCACCUAGAUCUGUAAUGCAUAUUAUAUCAUGUACAAACAUCUGCUUUCAUGGGCACUGGAAGGAUCUUCUUUUCAUUUCUGACACGAUUAAAGACACAAGUUUUUGCUUUUUUAGGUUUUAUGAUUUUGUGGUUUUAAUAACAAUUGAAAAAUCUAAUCCCAUGGUAUAGUUUGGGGGGUUUUAGGAUUGUUUCGCCAACGGGAUAGGCACAAGCAACUAACAAAUGUGUUAUGUAGAUACAUUUGAUGUCUUUUAACUUGAUAAAAUUUUAAAAUAAAUAUGCAAUUCAUGUAUAACAGUUGAACAAGUUACAGAAAGAUAUAUUUUGCAUACCUGGUACAGAAUUGGAUUUAGUCUAGUCAGUGAGUAUUUAUUAAUGCAAUGAAACUAAGAUCCGUCUUUGUGGCUCAUGCUUAUUUUAUAUGUCAAAUAUAAUCACUUUUAUUGUUUUAUUAACAUAACAUAUCUUAUAAUACACUGUUCUACAUAUUGUAUUUAGUAGUACUGAAAUUUCAUUUUAGUUAUGUGAUUUGUAAAAUAUUGUGCAGUGUACAUAUUGUAAUAAGGAUUGCUCCUUAGGAUAGAAGGCUUGUCGCUAAGGCCAACUAGUUUUUGUACUUUCAUCAUAAUGCUUUAAGAAUGAAAUCAAGCUGUCUUGUUUUUUUAGUUUUCCUUUCCGAAUCGACUUCUUCAAAACGAACACUAUACUGGCUUUACGGUACAACAAAAUCCCAAAACUCAACGAUCAGGCUAGGUGUAAAAUAACACCUUUUAGGUCUUAGAUUGCUAGGCACUCUACAAACGGCUUCCCCAGACCUCCCCUUGAACCUAACCGAUUAUAUUUGAUUUACAUCGACUAGCGUAGUACUAUAUAGGUCACUUGAGAUCUGUCUUUCAAAUAUUAGUGUUAAAGUCCACCUAGCGAGGUAUUUUGUAAUUUCUGUAGGUGGUUUUGAAUUUGACUACCCAGAAAAACAUGGUCAGAUAUUACAAGUUUUCAUUGAGUAGUAAAAGUUUUAGCCAGUAAAGAAAUGUUUUCAUUAAAAUAUGUAUUUUCUUAUCUAAAGUAUUUCUCUCUCAGUAAUUGAAGAAAAUCAUUUACAAAUUACAAUAAGAAAAAAGCUAAGAUUGGCUAGUAAAUUAUUUUGGCUUUUAUAAACGAUUUUACACGACACUAAUAUUAAAUUAACCUGUAAAUAUCUUAUUAUAGUAGGUGCACUGUUUGAUAACAAUAUGAUAGAUUCACAAAAAAUUUAAAAUCUUACAAAAAUAUGUUUUUACUUUUUUCUAAAGCUUUAAAUUUUCAUAUUUUAGGCAUAUAGUUAAGUUAGAACCUAUCCUGUUUUCAGUAUUUUAACUUUAAAAACUCAAUUUCAAGCGAUUUGAAAAAUUGAACUAAACAGUUACACUUUCAUCUAGGGCUCUUUAUUUGUAAUCGUUAUAGUUCACAUUUUUAGUAUUCUACGUAGAAAUUGAUAAAAUAUUGUUUGUAAAUUGAUUACCAGCCAAUAUGAUACAAUUUUAAAUUUUCCACAUGAGUUGAAUUAUUUUUUAAGACAAUCAAAUUAAAGUACAGAAAUUGUAUAGUUAAAUUUUAUCAAGCAAAACAAAAUUUCAAUCUCUCUUGUUGAAAAAAAUGUAAAACCACAUCUUUUGUAAUUGUGGAAUCCAACAAAAGACUUUAUAUUGGAUAUUGUAGUCUUUAACCCCUUAAAAAAGUACCAAACACAAUUUAUGGGUUUUGAACCCAAUGUUAAUUUAUUGCCUCCAUUAAAACUUACAAAUAAAUGUGUCAAAUCCAAACAGAAUAUAAUGAAAGGGUCUGAGAAAUUUUCGUUAUGUGAUCAUAAAAAAACCUCUCUGAAGUCGUCAACACCUCUGAUUUAUUUAGUUUUUUAUCUUUUUGUUUUUCGCAAAACAGUUUUGUUUGCAGUGUUUCGCCUGUGAUGAGAACUAAAUUCAGCUGUAACAAAACAGCACUCACAACAGACAUUGUGUGAACAGCUUAAUAUUAAGGAUAUUUAUCUAUUUCUUUACCAGUUCCCACCUUCAAUAAGCACUCCCGACUCAGUUGAAUACCAUGUUUGUAAAUAAUAAAGACAAUUUUUAUCAACCA
Messenger RNA from Macrosteles quadrilineatus (aster leafhopper), 6277 nucleotides. RefSeq names its product voltage-dependent L-type calcium channel subunit beta-1 (gene Ca-beta). The transcript has 12 exons. Gene Ontology annotation, molecular function: protein binding; high voltage-gated calcium channel activity. Lineage: Eukaryota; Metazoa; Arthropoda; Insecta; Hemiptera; Cicadellidae. The coding region runs from base 389 to 2146 and encodes 585 amino acids. Gene Ontology annotation, cellular component: voltage-gated calcium channel complex. The record is from RefSeq and is a predicted model, not a curated record. Gene Ontology annotation, biological process: regulation of voltage-gated calcium channel activity; calcium ion transmembrane transport; chemical synaptic transmission.